UGUAGUUCGAACUAGGGAGUUCUUAUGCUCAUGAUUGUUGAGAAUCAGUAAGCUGGCAACGAAGCCGCGUGGAAAGCUAUAACGCGGAGGAUGCCUUUUUCAAUUCUCCAGUAGGUUCGAGUAGUGUGUGUAAGCAUAUUGAUACUUUUCUUUUUGGAAUGAAUACGUUAACAACAUAGAAGUACGAUUCAGAUUGUUAAUGUAAGGUGUAGUUUUCGUAGAAAAGGAUUCGUUUCAUGAUUUUUAUUUUGAUUCUCCAUGUUUUCCUUGCUCCCUACUCCUGGUGAGUCAGUAAAAAUCUACUAAACUACUAUCUAAAACUUUGUUCAUCACCUUUCGCCUUAUUAACAGUAAUAGAAUAAACACAGAGCAGAUAGAUAAAAAUGACUGUGAUGUUGCCAACGCCUGUGGUGGCCCGUGUGCCGGAUUGGAGUGUUGAUCUCUCAGAGGUGGCUGACGAAGAUCUCAAGGACCUUCGAAAUUAUGUACUCAACACCGACAUCCGGAACUUGAAGGCGCAUCCAACGUUGCCGGAAAAAAUCAAGGAAACAGAGUCUGCAACGAUUAAUGGCUUGCAUUUUGUGCAGGUAAUAUAGUGAAUUGUCAUUAUCUGGAGCACUUUUUUACUCACUACUAGGUGGUGUACUUUGAAAUUAUACGCAGAUCUAACUAUGGUCUACUACAAUGUCUACGUGAGAGGGCAAUGCGAAUGCUAUCGUGAGUACUAAGCUCGGCUGAUGGACCUUACUUUUUGUUCUCCACCUAAAUUUCACUCGACCAGGUCAUGAAAAUGACGAAUUUAUGCCAUCCCUCUGCUACGUGUGCCGGGUAUCAGGGAUAUUUUAAGACCUUCUCUAGUUGGUGCCUGCAUCUUUCUGAUGCGCGAGGGCAAGUAUUUCAAGCGAUUGAGUUCGAAUCUUUGAAACCGAUUGGCCUUGACUUCAAGCGCGUCCUGCCAGGUGUAAAGCUCUUGCUGAAGGGAACGGUAUAACACCUAUGAAAUUCUUCACAAUGUGGUGAAACUCUAGUUGUAGUUGUGGAGUGGUGCGUAAGCGUAGACUACGCAUCUUAUCGCUCCUAUUUCCCUUUUGUUGGAAAUAGCCUUUUGUUACCAGAAAUCUCACGAAUUCGAUUAUGUAAUUUUUGUUGAUAAUCUACUAAACGUAAACAGGUCCAUGUGAAGAAGGGUUUUAUGUAUUUGACACCAAGAAAUUGCAGUAUUCUAGGCGGAAAAGUGGAGCGAUUGCUCCAGCAGCACGAGGCGUACUUGAACGCACCAGAGAAAAUCUUGUGGCUCACAACCAUGCCUCUUUCUGAGAGGAAAGGUAUUGAGUAAGGACAUUGUCUUACUGUCAUUUUCGUCUUAGUUACUAGUACAAAGAACUGCACUACCUUCGGAGCAAGAAGAUGAAAAAUAGGUAUGACGAUCUCUAGGAUUGAUCAAGUCGAUGUGCAUUUCUAUAUUGAUGAUGAACACAUGUACUAGUACUUUGCCGAAGUUAUUACUAUUAAGUUUAGUAGCAGGACAUACGUAUAGAUACGAUGUUGAUCAAGAAUCUCAAUCUGACCCUGAUAAAUCCUCCACAUCAACGGACAUAAAAUGUCAACAGCCUUGAACCGCUUGCCGAAUGAUGUGAAGCCGCCUGAGUUCCAGCCUUAUUCUGCGGGUAUGGCGAAGAAUCGGGUCAUCACCGAGGUUUCUAUUGAUGCGCCAGCUCAAUCAGAUGCGGAGUUCUGGGAGAUGGUUGACGAAGAGGAAAAGGCUCUCGCCGCUUAUGAGGCCUACGAGAUUUAUGGCUUGAUACUACCCAAAGUUCAUCUUAGAUGUACGUAGUAAGUGCGAGACACAUACAUACUUUUUUGGUUCCUUUUUCAAGAGAAAAAGAGGGCGUCAGAGAUGCUUCUAUAUUUUUCAUGCCGUAGACCAUCUAAGGGCAUACAUUCUAGAAGAACAUAGUUGUACAUUCUACUAGACGAAUAAUAUCAUUUGCUGUAUUAAGUUCUUCUCUAAGAAGUCGAGCAGACUGGCUACUACGAUGAAUACGGCAAUUGGAUAGAAACUGGCUCAGGAGGACAACAUGGGCAACAACACGGUGGUCAGCACGGAGGAGGUGGUGCUUACCAUCACGCUGGUGGAGGUAAUCAACACUAUAAUGAACAACAUCAAGGUGGAGGAAAUCAACAUCAUCAAGGCGGUCCUCAGCCUGGUGGUCAGCAUCAAUAUGGAGGAGGAGGUGGAAAUAUGAACAACUCAUCGGGUGGAGGGCAGUAUAGCAAGAUGAGUGAUCAUGGUAAGAUGAACGGCAAGAACAAUGGGAAGUUUGGUGGAGGUGGAUACAAUAACAUUAAGGCUCUUAGCAUUUUCCAGAUUGCAUCGUGUCCAACGUACAAACAUCCUUGACUUUACUUUUCUAUUCUUGCGAAAGAAAAAAAGGCAGGGAUGCUCUGCUGGUGAGGAAUGCAAUUAUACUAGUGGAACGACCGCUAAUGAAAAUCAGCAUCAAGGUGGCGGAGAGCAGCAGUACGGUACGAACGGAUACAACGGCGGAGGUGAUGGCUAUGGUGGCUCUAAUGGAUAUGGAGGGAGCAACCAGCAGAGAUCAUCAAAGGACUAUGGCAUCCGCAAGUCGGGCAGCAAAGACGGAGGAAGUGGCUACAACAAUGGGAACUACGGAGGAGGGGGCGGAAAGCAGGAUUACGGCGGCUACGGCAAGCAAGACGGGGGCUCCUACGGUGGUUACAACAAUCAAGAUGGCGGCGGUGGUGGCUACCCACAGAACUACAAGGAUGGCGGCGUUAAAAAGGGCGGUGGAGGCAACUCCUACUACGGAGGGAGCAAACCGUCCGACUAUAAUCAUGGCGGCAAGUCCUCAGACAAUUACAACAAUAACUACAAUAAUAAUUACAAUAAUGGUGGUGGAGGUAAAAAGGGUGGAGGUGGUAAAAAAGGCGGUGGAGGUAAGAUGAAGGGAGGUGGCGACUUCGAAAUGAAAGAGCGGGACCAGAGCAGUGUGAUGGCGCAAUUACAGCGUUUCAAUGCGCUCGAGCAAGCACAGAACAACCCACAAAUGCAACAGCCUGGCAGCGGGAAUCUUGAACAGAGUGGGAUGAACAACAGCGGGAUCUUGAAUCAGAGUGUCGCCAGCGGCGCAAGUGGGCAACAAAUGGGCCAACAAAUGGGGGCCCCCCAACAUCAAAUGGGGACCAUGCCCGGUCCUGGCGGCCAGCAAUUCAAUCAACAACAGCAAAUGCACCAGUCCCAACAGGAUAUGCAGAGCUUUCAAAUGCAACAAAACUUUCAACAACCACAGCAGCAAAAUUCCUUUCAGCAACAGCAACUUCAGGGCAUGCCGCAGCCGCAACAGAUGCAGCCGCAACAGAUGCAGCAGCAACAGAUGCAGCAGCAGCAGCAACAGCAAAACUUUGCGCAGAACAACGUACAACAGCAGCAAAGUGCCAUGUUUCCACACAUGAACUCCACACCGCAUCAACAUCCUGGAGGCGGCAUGCCGGCGCAGGAGUCUCGGAUGUUCCCAGGUCAGCAGCUAGGCGGUACUCCGACACCGCAAAACUUCAAUGCACAGCAGCAGCAGCAGCAGCAGCAACAACAGCAGCAGUUUCUCCAGCAACAGCAGCAACUUCAAUUAUGAGUUUAAGUAGCCGAAGCCGACAAUUCCUUUUCUUUGCUUGGACGUUGGAGAAAUGACAAUCUCUUGGGCGUCGAUUGUCGCGGCACAUGACAUUUUCCAUAGGACAUUUCCUUUUCGUUUUACAUUGUUCUAUCUAGGACGAAUAGAUACGAUUCAUCUUGUUAUCAGCGAUCCCGAGGUAAAACCUAGGCCUCGGCAAUGACAUGAACUACGGUAAUAUUUAUUCAUCUACUCUAAUUUUUCAGUAUCGAUGGGAAUGAAGACUCGUCUACUCUAAUUUUUCAGCAGCAACAGCAGCAAUUGCUACAAGAACAACAGCAGGGACAGAUGAUGCAGGCUCCUGGGAUGCAAUUUAAUCAAUUUGCGAACGUGCAACAGGGAAUGAUGAGCAUGAGCAUGGGGCACAGUGGACAGAAGGGGGUCCUUUCGGGAAAGAAAUACUGAUAAAUAACUUUUUCGUGUUUCUUGUUUUCAUCCUAGUUAGGGCUUCUACCACAAUGAAUAACAAAGGACAAUCCUCAUGCUCCUAAUCCUAUUCUUGAUGAAGCUACUCAUUAUCAAGUAGAAAACGCACUGGUGCAAUGGAAAAGUUACCAACUAGAAAGUAAAGUAGGUCACAGGAUCUUUGAGCGACGUCUCUGAAAUUGUGACUCAUCACAAGAUCUGCGACUUUUAGCAUGUCGCGACUCAAAUCGUUUUCUAAGCGAGGAUGAGGAUCAUGUAAAAAGAAUGAUUGACAACGAGCUGAAGACUUUUAGUUUUAGUUUUAUCUUCGUAUGAUUAUUCACAUACAUAGCUUUUUCUGCAUUAGAAGACACGUCGCAGACGCAACGAAUAUUCCAAACCUUCACCCCUUAUCGCUGGUCCCGUCCCAGUGUCUGCUGCGUUGCAGUGAGCCCCACACUGACUAGUCGCCCCACUUCAGUCAUAAUAGGAUUUUUAUAAGGUUCGCAGAUGAACAUGAACAACCAUCAACUCAUGUUUUAAGAGGUGCCCUACUUACGUUUUGAAAAUAACAGAGCCCUCGCUACCAGAGAUCUUGCAAGCGUCUCACUUUUCAGGGAUGAUGAUCCAGCACUUGAGUGGUGCGUAACGUGCGGCGUGCCUCUCAU
Messenger RNA from Amoebophrya sp. A25, 4762 nucleotides. The record is from the annotation of a GenBank genome assembly. Lineage: Eukaryota; Dinophyceae; Syndiniales; Amoebophryaceae.